CCUUGGGCUGGGCUUGGCUUAGCUUGAACCUGGCCCAUACCACAUAGCUCUAUCCAUCCAAUGUUCUCCGCCGCACGUUGCUUCGUCCCUCUCCACCCCCAGCCGCAAGCCACCAUCCCCUGCCCGUGGCCCUGCCGCCGCACGCCGGCGCCCACCGCGGUGUCAGCCAAGCCGCGACGCUGGAGCAGAGGCCCCCGCCGCGACCGCUCAUGGGACGACGACGUCAGCGGCUCCGAUUCCGACGCUGACGACGGCUUCUUCGGGCAAGAACAGGAGGACGACGAACCGGAGCAGGACGAGCCACCACAGCCCGGACGGGCCGCCUCCCCGGCGCCGGAGUCCGCAGGGGGGCAGCUGCGGGGGUCCGACGUGCUGCGCGCGCUACAGAGGGCCGCGGCGGCAAAGGAGGCUAGGAAGAGCAAGAAGAACAAGCCGGGCCAGCGACAGGGGAAGGAGAAGCACACGGGAGGCGGUGAGGUGGCGGUGGCGGGGGAGGUGAGGCCGGUGGUGAUAAGGCCCGAGUGGGCGGCGAGGAUCCGGGAGCUGGAGCUGAGGGUGCAGGAGCUCGCCGACAAGCACCACCACCACCAGUAGAAAGAGAAGCUGGCCAGUGAGUGACAACUGAGCAGCAGGGCCUGCUCUGCUUUCUCAAUCUUUGCUGUGUCUCAAGAUUACAAAGAACCAAAUCAUCACACAAUGUUGCCGCCAACAUGUUAGCAGUUGCGCACUUUGCAUUCCAGCCAAUCUGCACCUGCAGUCAGCUAGGCUUUUCAAGGUUCUCAACAAUACAAAAUCGUGCAUGUUACAUUUCUGACAAAAGCAGUACACGUAACUCUGGUAGCUACAGUGGUACCAUUUUGCUGACUGGCUCCUGUAACUUGAGAACAUUUGUUCAUCUGAGAACUUGAACU
Phragmites australis (common reed) is the source of this 911-nucleotide messenger RNA. RefSeq lists its product as uncharacterized. Lineage: Eukaryota; Viridiplantae; Streptophyta; Magnoliopsida; Poales; Poaceae. The transcript has a single exon. The coding region runs from base 61 to 594 and encodes 177 amino acids. The record is from RefSeq and is a predicted model, not a curated record.